ACCCUCCCCUCCCCUCACUGUGGCGUUGGAUGCAGCCCAUUUAUUGUGAAUCCUCCCCGUCCUCAUCUCCUCCUCCGGCUUCAGUUCAUUACCCACGCUCUCACCCUCAUGACCUCUAUAAAUUCGUAUCCCGGUGCAGCAGAACCCGGCAACUUGUGUUGUACAGUGUAUAAACUCUCGCACCUUACUUAGCUAGUGACUACACACAGGAGAAACGACAGCAGUGGUGGUAGAGUUGCUUACAGUGAAGGAAAUGGAGGUGCAGCCGGAGCUGUCGCUGGGGCCGACGACGCUGGUGUCGGCGGGCUUCGCCACCGCGAAGAGCCCCAGGAGCUCGUCGUCGGACUCGGACGGCGGCAACGGCGGCGGGAAGAAGAGGAAGCACUUCGCCUGGGAGGAGGCCGUGUCCCUUGCAAGCGGCCUGGAGCUCCAGCUCGGUGACUGGGAGCAGUGCCUCGACCUACAUUCUGGGAGGAUGUACUACCUGAACAGAAAGACCAUGAACAAGAGGUGGGUGAGGCCCAAGUCCAUGGAGGAGCAGGGCACCCUGAACCUGGAGCUCAACAUAUCCACAACCCCAUCCAGCUUCGAAAGCAAGGGGAGUCCCAUCACCGUCGCCAACGACACCAACAUCAUAAGCUCCGGCGGCCACAUGGUGGCCGUGCCGUGCGUCAACUGCCACCUACUCGUCAUGCUCUACAAGUCCUCCCCGGCGUGCCCCAACUGCAAGUUCGUACAGCCUUCGGUGCCGAUGAUGCCGCGGACGCCUCCCCGCCGGCUCGACGCUGUUAAGCCGCUGGAGACCCUGAGCCUCCUGCACUAGCUUGCACCUUGCAGGCAGGUGACUGUAGAAAGGGGAGACAGCAAGUGAAACGAAAAAAAUGAGUUACUCAAACUCAAUACUAGUGGUGAUAGAUGACCAAGAUGGGGCUGUGUGGAUAUAACUGUAUGAGUGCUGCAUGCUUCAAUGCAAGUGAGGCAAUCAAGUAGUAUAUUAAGCAAAAUUAAUUUAAGCUUUGCUUCUUCUUCUUUGUUUUA
Messenger RNA from Phragmites australis (common reed), 1038 nucleotides. RefSeq lists its product as uncharacterized. The transcript has 2 exons. Gene Ontology annotation, molecular function: protein binding. Bases 254 to 823 code for a protein of 189 amino acids. Lineage: Eukaryota; Viridiplantae; Streptophyta; Magnoliopsida; Poales; Poaceae. The record is from RefSeq and is a predicted model, not a curated record.